CCUCGCCACGACUUUAGACAAGAUGUGAAGGGAAACAGCGUUGGCGUUUGCGUACCCCGCUACUUAGCUUGCGAGUAUAGGGCUUAUAAAUGUAGGGGAGGUUUACAAAUGGACAGGGGGCAUUGGGGGUGGAAAGAUGGAACGUCAUGGAUACAUAAGAGAUCCGGGUUUGCCGCUUUCUUAACCUCGCCACGACUUUGAUACAAGAACCUCACCUCGCCUCACCUCACCUCACCUUUCCUCACCUCACCUUUAUACACGCAUUCUCCUAUUUGAACUGUACAGAUCCUUUCUUCGAACAUAAUGGCGCCCCAGACGAUGCAGCAAUGGACGGUCGAAGGGAAGGACGGCUUCGACUCGCUUAAGCUCAACGAGAGUGCUCCCGUGCCGAAAAUUGGAGAUAGAGAUGUCCUAGUCAAGAUUCACGCGGCUUCUUUGAACUACCGAGAUCUCAUCAUCCCGAAGGGCCAAUACCCGUUCCCGCUGGACUUCGGCGUCGUGCCGGGUUCCGAUGGCGCAGGCACGGUCGAAGCGGUCGGUGCUCACGUGACCCGCUUCAAGGUUGGCGAUAAGGUUGCGACGCUCUUCAAUCAAGGCCAUAUUGCUGGUUCUCUGGAUCAAGUAUCCGUGGCUACGGGACUUGGAGGUGUGAUUGAUGGCACGCUUCGCCAGUAUGGCGCGUUCGAUGAGCAGGGACUGGUGCAUAUUCCUUCGAAUCUGAAUUGGCAAGAGGCGAGCACGCUCAGCUGUGCGGCGUUGACUGCGUGGAAUGGGCUGUAUGGGCUCGAAAGCAGGGCGCUAAAACCGGGAGAUAUUGUCUUGACUCAAGGUACUGGAGGCGUCAGCAUCUUUGCAGUGCAGUUCGCGAAGGCAGCCGGCGCAACGGUCAUUGCCACGACAUCUUCAAGCGCCAAAGCAGACACCCUGAAGAAGCUCGGCGCGGACCACGUCAUUAACUACAAAGACGAGCCGAACUGGGGCGAGAAAGCCAAGACCCUGACGCCUGGCGGAGCGGGCGUGACGCAUAUCAUCGAAGUCGGCGGACCGGCAACGAUGGCACAGUCGCUCAAUGCCAUCAAGAUCGAUGGAGUCAUCUCCAUCAUUGGGUUCCUCGGCGGAAUGUCGAAGGACCAGCCGACGUUCUUGGACUGCUUGACGAACAUCUGCACCGUCCGCGGCGUGCUCGUAGGAUCCCGGCUGCAGUUUGAGGAUAUGAACAGGGCGAUUGAGGCGAAUGAUAUCAAGCCCGUGGUGGACGAAAAGGUGUUUAAGCUCAAGGAGGCGAAGGAGGCGUACCAGCACAUGUGGGAUCAGAAGCACUUCGGCAAGCUCACCAUCAAGAUUGCGUAAGGCGAGCAGUGUGGCUUGUAGGCGAGGCUUGGAGGUGUGGACUCGUAGAUAAAUUGCGCUCUGAGGAUGGUUCGAUGAAUUAUCAGGCGAUUUGAACGAGAUGCAAUGUGGUCACUGAACUGAGAUUUGACUCGCCUUUGAUUCCCUACAGAGAGAGCUGGACCUUAGGGGUUCGGGUAAUAUCUACAU
Molecule: messenger RNA, 1539 nt
Organism: Mytilinidion resinicola
Lineage: Eukaryota; Fungi; Ascomycota; Dothideomycetes; Mytilinidiales; Mytilinidiaceae
Product: alcohol dehydrogenase
Exons: 4
Coding region: 304-1350 (348 amino acids)
Molecular function (GO): oxidoreductase activity
Source: RefSeq, a predicted model, not a curated record